AUGCCUCUGUGGAAGCAGGUGGCACUCAUGGACGAACGCGGGACAGAGAAGUUGCAGAUUUUAGAUUUUUCUGCUAGAAUUAGCUGCUUCCGUAUCGAUGUCUUUGAAAUGGUGGACUUAGAGGAUAACCAUGUCCAUGAAAAGCUGGUAUCUCUUAGUUUGCUUCAGAAAGACUUUGUGCCUUUUCUGCUAAAUUUUUUAAGGGAGCAGACCAGCCAGAUCCUGACUAAUGGACCCUCUACUCCUGCUAAAACCCCUAAUUCCAAGGCCCAUGGGAGCCAGAGGGCGGGAUCAGAAAGGAGGACAGGCCACGCAACCAGCAGCCGAGUGCAGCUCUUCUCCCAAAGGACUUCGGUGGCCACCUGCACCACAGAUACCACCAGCUUUUCCCCUGCUGUGGCAUCCAGCGGCUCCUCUUCCCUUUCUGGAUCAAACCUGUCUAGCCCUUGCGGUGACUUCCCUAGCGCGGUCUCCAGUAGCAGCCCAAGCUUUGGGUACAGCCCUGUGCUUAACCACGGUGAGAAGCGGUCAUCUCAGAAGGUCAGCUUGGGGAGCUUCCUUACAGCCACACCUGAAGCCCUGCCAGCGAGACGAGGCCGAAGGAAAGGAAACAGCUCAGUCAGUGCCUCCGGCCGGCAGGUAGCUCGGGACCUGGGGCAUUCCCUUGCUGAAGAGGAAGAUGGAAAGAAUGACGGUGUAUCGUGGAGUGGAGGGAGAAGGAAGCGGAGUGAAGUGCCUCUUGUUUCUGCCAGAUCCCCACCCAGCCAGCUAAAUCUUAACAACCUGGAGGAGUUUCCGCCCAUGGGUGCUGCCCCUGGCUGGACAAACAAAAGCAAACCAUCAAGACGAAUCAACCCAACGCCUGUAAGUGCUGAGCGUCCCCUCUCAAAACCAAAGAUGUGCUUCACUUCGACACCUGUCAGCCAGUCUCCAGCUGCUCGAUUUUCAUCUGGGUCAAGCUCUGAUGCCUUUACUACUGUCCAGGAAGGAAACCUUACAUCUGCGAUGAACAACAGUCUUCAAGAGGAGAGGGAGAUGCUGAAGAAAGAACGAUGCAAACUGCUGCACCAGGCGUCUUCUCCUGCAGGGAUAUCUCUUGAUCCUGGCACUCCUACUAAGCCUAGCUACACUCGCAGUGCCAGCCUUCCUUAUCGCACUUCCUCUCUUCCAGAAAACCUGGUACCAAAUAUUUUUCUGGAGCUCUUUUUUGUUCUGCAGCUGUUGACAUCUAAAGGCACUUCUGCUGCAGAGGAUGGGGAUAGUGACCUUGAAGUCAAUGAAGGAAGUAAAGAUGCAUCAGGGAGACAGCAUUUCCGAAGUGUGCACAAUUGUGUUUAUUUUGCUGUUCAAGUCUUGGAUUAUCAGUAUGAAAUUAUUUCCUAUUUAGAAAAGGGGACGCUGAAGCUCUUGGCUGAAAACGAACGGAUUGCAUCUUUUUCUCCCACCUUGCACGAGAGGCUAAGGCAGGCUUAUGAAAGCAGCACAGCCAAGGUGUCUCUCCUGCUGCCAUGCUCGGUACAAUCUGUUUCUUUCCAGCCAGAAACUGACAAUCGCUCUAACUUUCCCAGUGACAGAGCAUUUCACAUAUUUAAGAAACAAAGGGAUAUCUUUUAUGAACUGCUGCGUGAAUGGGAGGAUAACCAUGAAAAAACUGGCUGGGACUUUGAAAGAGUUCUGGGCAACAAAAUCAGGGCCAUGAUGGCUCACCUGUCUGCAACCUGCAACCACAGCCAUUUUGCCAGGCUCUUUCAGAAACAGCUUAUCCAGAUGUGUAAAGGUCCUAUUGGUGGUGGCACAAGCGGGGGAGACACCCCGGACCAGGAUGUCCUUAAUAUGCUGGGUUCCGAUAAUUUGAGCCGUCUGAAGAGGCUGCAGGAAAGAUUUGUUGUUCCUCAGAGCAUCAGAGGACCUUGUCCACCCCCUUCUUUCCCAGGGUGCCAGCAGUUCUUCAGGGACUUCAUCCUCAGCGCAGGAAGUUACCAGUUCAAUCAGCACCUGGUGGACAGUCUGUGCCUGAAGAUACUCGAGCUGGAUGGCCUUACUCUGGUGGAGCAUGAGCACAGUGAUGGGGAAGCAGAUAUGGAUGAACAGGAUGAAAAGAAGCGUUUCACUGUGGUUCUGUUAAGCCUACGACUCCUUGGCAAGUUCCUGGGCUUUCUUGUUUUCUUGCCAUAUCGCACUGUGGAGCAACCAACUAGAGACUUGCAAGACUCUGCAGUAGUGUUAAGAAACCAAACCCUGCCUGUACUGGAUGUAUUGAAGCUGCUGAGACAGUCUAUUCGGGAUCAACGUUCUGUCCUCACUGUUCCUUGGAUUGUGGAGUAUCUUUCCCUUGUGGAUCAUAUUGCUCCUUUCCUUGAUUACUACAGGAAAGUAUUUUGUCUCUUGUUGCAGGUAUACAGGUUAAUGGUCCUUUCUGAAGAUAAGGAGAUAAGUUUCCUGAACAAGCUGCUGAUCCUUGCAGUCCUGGGUUGGCUUUUUCAGGUUCCAUCAGUACCUGAAGAGUUGUUUUUCACCACUGAUGUCAGGCAGGAGGGAUGGGUGAUGGAUACUGUGACAUCUGCUCAGGCUUUGGACUCUGUACCCUUGGUGGAUCAGCAGUUACUUUAUACCUGCUGCCCCUACCUUGGUGAGCUGCGGAAACUGCUUGCCUCUUUCGUGGCUGGUAGUGGAGCAAAAAAUGGUGGCUUUGUAAGGAAGAUCACUCCCACAGCUGCAGAGUCCUUGGUACCCAAGGCUUCUGUCACACAGCGGAAACUGCAGGUAGAGUUGGAACAGGCCUUCUUCCACAACCAGCCUCCCUCCCUCCGGAGAACAGUUGAAUUUGUGGCAGAGAGGGUGGGAUCCAACUGUGUUAAGCACAUCAAAGCAACACUGGUAGCAGAGUUGGUUCAAAGGGCUGAAGUCAUGUUGCAGGAUAAGGUGAAGGAGGAGGAUGCUAAUCAUGACAAGUUGCUUGAAGAGGUGUGCGCUCAUCUGUAUGAGGAAGGGGCCCAGGCACUCGUCAAAGGCGGAGAAUUUUGCAAAAAGAAAGGUCCUGAGGCAGUAAGGGUGUUAUUGCCAGAAGAGACAUCUGCGGCAGUUUUAAGUAGUGCAGAAGACAUUGCAGUGGAGCUGGCUACUGAGAAAGCCUGUGGCUGGCUUUCUGCCAACAUUGCAGCACUCAUCAAAAGAGAAGUGAAGGCAACCUUCAACAGAAUGCUGAAAGUCCCAGGACUUCCCUUGCCCGGUGAGGAGGCUUUGGAGUUGAGAAGGGACUGCCCUCCAGGCUGUCAGCACUGUGCUCCGUUUCCCUCCCAAAUCAUCAAUGAGAUAAAGGAUGUGCUCUGUGUUGCUGUGGGCCCACGGGAUGAGGGUGAAGUGAUUGACUGCGUCUGGCUGGAGAGCCUGCUAGGAAGAUUGAGUCAGACACUUCGAUGCAGAAAGUUCAUGUGUCCCACAUCAGAGCAGCAGCUGGCAAAGUGCACAGUUGAGUUGGCUUCUUUGCUGGUUUCAGAUCGUGUUCCUCUGAGUCUUGGGAUCAGGUCCCCAGAGAAGAGCUCCGAGAGGCUGCGUGUAAAGAAUGAUCCCUCCUGUGGCCUUCUAAAGCUGCUGCUUUCGGUCUGGAAGGAGGACUUUGGGACACCUGUUCCUGUGCAGCUGAUCUUCAGCAAGAAGAACAUCGGUUAUCUUGCAGAAGUUAAGCAGCGAGAGUGGGAUUUGUUCCUUUUUGUGCUUCAUGGUCUUGUAGAAUGUGAACUAAUGAGAACUAGCGAAAUAAAGAGUUGCUUGCGUAGCCUUGAAGAGCUCCCUUGGCCCUCUGAUUUCUUAAAAAAACUGGAAAUGCUGUCCAGAGUGUUUCUAUCAGAACAUCGUAUAGAAGAGCCCAGGACUAACCCUUGUGAGCUGACCAGGCAAUCUCUAGCAACAGGCUGUGACCAAAGCCAGGAAUUGAUUCAUGUGGACAAGUUACUUGGUGAUCAGAGGGAGGGUUUCCUGGUGGCUGUCUCUUCUCUUAAGGGGAUUUCUCAUGCUGUCUUUUAA
Messenger RNA from Opisthocomus hoazin, 4023 nucleotides. The record is from RefSeq and is a predicted model, not a curated record. NCBI's taxonomy places the organism in Eukaryota, Metazoa, Chordata, Aves, Opisthocomiformes, Opisthocomidae.